UUCAAGACGUUCACCUGAUACUCCUGGCAUACCGGAUUUCACCUGUCAUCUCGUGGGUUCGUUGAUCUUGGUGAUUGAGGCAAAAAGAAAGCAUGUUUUAGAAGAUAUGGACAAAAAAACAUUUCCCGAGUUUUAUCAGACGAGUAAAGGCAAGGAUGUAGUUCAACAAAUCUAUAAUUAUAUAAGAGGAAACGAACUUAGAUACGAGAAUCCCAACUCUCCUAAACCUCAAGUACUAGUGCCGGCUCAAGGGGAUAAUAAUUCACAUACUCUUCGAUCAAACUCAAAAUCAUCAUCCAGCUCUUCAUUAACUAAUCAGGCUUCCAGCACCUUUUCGAAUCAACAAUCAUCUUCUAACGUUCCAGUAAACCAGCAAAAGUUUAGCUUUGCAGACUUCAAAUUUAAGAGCAUACUAGGUGAAGGUCGAAGUGGAAAAAUGCUCCUAUGCGAAUUUCGUGGCGAAAUGAUUGCUUUGAAGAGUGUAGACUUAUCGAAGGCUCCAUCGUAUGUCCUGGAAGAAAUGCAAAAAGAAGUCGAGAUUUAUAAAGAUCUAGCUGAUAUUCAAGGUAAGUAUAUCCCAAAGCUGAUCUGUUAUGGAUAUUAUGGAGGAGUUAUGAGCUUCGUUAUCGGCAUGACCAUUGUCGGCACUUCGUUGAGCGAGCAAAAAAUAAAGAAACGGCAAAAGACAAGGGCUAUUAAGGGAUUAGAAGCGAUCCACAAGCAUGGUAUCCUCCACAAUGAUAUUCGGGAGGAAAAUAUCUUAAUUAACGAUAAAGGUGCCCUAUACCUGAUUGACUUCGGAAUGGCAAGCCGGGAGGACACAAAAAAGAAGAGAAAGCUUUUUGACGAGGAACAGCUCAAAUUAUCUCAAUUGCUAGAUGGAUAUAUUGUACAUUUCGUAAAGAAGGAGGGGCGAAUUAACCAAGUCACGUAAAUGUCAGGUGGUUAGUAAGACUGUAGGGAUAUACAUUAGACAUUUAGUAUAGAAGCGUUAUGUAUCA
Molecule: messenger RNA, 1001 nt
Organism: Rhizophagus irregularis DAOM 181602=DAOM 197198
Lineage: Eukaryota; Fungi; Glomeromycota; Glomeromycetes; Glomerales; Glomeraceae
Source: RefSeq, a predicted model, not a curated record